CCGACCGAUAAACUCGCGUUCAAACGUCGGCGUGCGGCCACUGAAAAACGGUCGGCCGGUACUUGUCGGCUCUUGUUCGGAUUUGUCGCUUGCGCACACCUCGGUCUCGGUAUUUUUCGUCUUUACAGUUUCGAAAUCAAUCCGCCACUCUCCGAUCCCGGACGAGUUUAUCGAGAACUCCCGUCAAGUGGCUCAAAGUCUACAACGAAUUUGGUUUUUAGCAGUUUUCACGUAUUUCGUAUCGUCCGUUGCUGCAGUGCGCCGCCUCUCGUCGAAGUCGGUAAAUAACACAAAACCGUCGUUCGUCGUAAUAUAAUACACCCGCCGCCGACGACGUACCUGCAAGUGUGCAACGAACGAUACAUAGGUAGCUGUUCGCUACCGCAACAGGACGUCCGCAGCAGGUUUACUUAUCAUAUGGUUAAGGAUAGAAUGUGACGCCUAGACUCAAAAUGGUGCACGCAGGCACGGUGCUCAUAAGUGCCGUCAAGUUGGCAACCAAGGUGGCCGGUGGUGGAAAAUUACUAUUUUUGCCUACGUUCUUGGCCGCUUUAGCAUAUUACAAUUAUGACCUGUACGACCCAGAGAACCGUCUGGUGAACGAGAAGAACCUGAGAUCCGAGUAUGAUUUCAUAGUGGUGGGCGGUGGUUCGGCGGGCGCCGUGGUUGCCAACCGUCUGUCCGCAAACCCGGAAUGGAACGUCCUGUUGCUGGAGGCUGGAGGACACGAGUCCGAGAUAACAGACGUGCCAGCCAUAUCGCUGUACUUACAUGGCAGCAAGUACGACUGGAAGUAUAAGACACAGCCGGAAAGCUCUGCGUGCCAGGCGAUGAAGGGCAGUCGGUGCUGUUGGACUCGGGGUAAGGUGAUCGGUGGCUCUAGCGUGCUGAACACCAUGCUGUACGUGCGGGGCAACAAGCGGGACUACGACAACUGGGAGAGCAUGGGCAAUCCCGGCUGGGGGUUCGAGGACGUGCUCCCGUACUUCAAAAAAUCGCAGGAUCAACGAAAUCCGUACCUGGCCAAGAACACCAGAUAUCAUUCUACUGGCGGAUAUCUGACCGUCCAAGACUCGCCGUGGAACACGCCUUUGGGCGUCGCUUUCUUGCAAGCCGGCGAAGAAAUGGGUUACGAGAUACGUGACAUCAACAGUGAAAUUCAGACCGGAUACGGACUGUACCAGUUCACGAUGCGUCGGGGUUACCGGUGCAGUUCGUCGAAGGCGUUUUUGCAACCAGUGAGGCUGCGCAGGAAUCUGCACGUGGCCCUGUGGUCACACGUGACCAAAAUUCUCAUCGACCCCGACAGCAAACGGGCUUAUGGCGUGGAGUUUGAACGGGACGGCCGAAAACGGGUUGCGCUGGCCAAAAGAGAAGUCGUGCUGUCCGCGGGCGCCAUCAACAGUCCUCAAUUGCUUAUGCUCUCGGGCGUUGGACCGGAAGAACAUCUAAGAAGUAUCAAUAUACCGGUAAUUCAUCAUUCACCGGGCGUCGGUGAAAACCUUAUGGACCAUGUGGCCGUUGGCGGCCUGGUCUUCCCCAUCGACUAUCCAGUUAGCUUGGUCAUGAAUCGUGUAGUCAAUAUACCCGCAGCAUUAAGGUAUGCCGUGCUGGGUGAAGGACCACUGACGUCUUCCAUAGGAUUGGAGACUGUGGCAUUCAUCACUACCAAAUACGGUAAUCAGUCGGACGACUGGCCUGACAUCGAGUUCAUGCUGACGUCUACGUCGACCAACUCGGACGGCGGAACGGCGGCUCGGAAGGCGCACUGUCUGCGCGACGAUUUCUACAACGAGCUACUGGGAGACCUCAACAACAAGGACGUGUUCGGCGUGUUUCCGAUGCUGUUGCGGCCCAAGAGCAGGGGUCGCAUCCUGCUCCGAAGCAACAACCCUCACCAGUACCCGCUUUUGUACCACAACUAUUUCUCACACCCCGAAGAUCUGAGGGUGCUGCGAGAGGGCGUCAAGGCAGCGGUGGCGGUGGGUGAAACGACUGCCAUGAAACGAUUCGGCGCUCGAUUCCACGCCAGACCCGUGCCCGGUUGCAAGACCCUCGAGCUGUUCACCGACGAGUAUUGGGAGUGCGUGAUACGUCAGUAUACCAUGACUAUCUACCACAUGUCUGGGACAUCUAAAAUGGGACCGCCUACCGAUCCUUUAGCAGUAGUCGAUCCCAAGCUCAGAGUGUAUGGAAUUCAGGGCUUGAGAGUGAUUGACGCCAGCAUUAUGCCUCAGAUCACCAAUGGUAACAUCAAUGCUCCGACAAUAAUGAUUGGUGAGAAAGGUUCUGACAUGAUAAUCAAUUAUUGGCAUGGCGUUGACACGAGAAGGAGAAGGCGUAGAAGUGCCAAUAUUACUAUUAGUUAGCCAAUAUUACCAUCUGCAGCCUAUUAGGUUAAGCCCUCGAUCAUCUCAAUACUUAUGUAAAGUUGUGUUGCUCAAUUUUUAUAAAAAUGUAUAGGUAUGUAAUUAUAAGAUCAAACGACUAUUAUGAUUAUUGAUUAUACUAUUUUUAUGGAUAACUUCUUCUAUACAUCUUUAAAAUUACAUUUAUGGUUUACGACUUAUUAAAAACAUUUUGUAAUAAAAUGUUGAAUUACUUGUAAAACUUAUCAAAACUAAUUGUACGUUAUUAUUCACUCUAGUCUGGAUAUACAUAUUAGUAUUAUUAUUAUUACUAUUUUAUUUCUUAUUGUUUUACAAUACUUAAUUGUGAAUCACUUUUAUAUUUCUGUUGUAUACUUACGCAUUGUUUCAAAAUUGAUUGAAUCAUUUAUACUCUAAUUCCAUUGUAUUUGUUUUAUGUAUAACUAUAGUACCUAGUAUUUGUAAACUAACACUGUAAAUCAAAAUAUUAUGAACAUGACUUGAGUAAACUACAUUUAAUAAGACCAUUGGAUGUCUACUUAUAACAGAAAAAUGUAUUUGUAUAAUUAUUUGAAAUGUAUUGGGUAUUAUGACUUUUUAAGAUUGAAUUUAUCUACAAUGGUACAUUGUCCGAUUGUCGCAUCACAUUUGUUUUAGCUACUUAGAUAACAAUAUUUUAAAAUAUAGUAAUAUCAUUAAAGUUAUUCAUAAAGCACAAUAUUCUAUCUUUAUUGCGUUUGCCAUUGAGUAUAGAUUGUUAACUAUACUCAAUGGUUAUAUUUAAUAUCAGAUUUUACUGUGAGUUAAACAUUGAUGUAGAGUGAUAAAAAUUUAAUUUAAUACAGAACUUAAAUUUUAAU
Myzus persicae (green peach aphid) is the source of this 3229-nucleotide messenger RNA. Its product is annotated as glucose dehydrogenase [FAD, quinone]. Gene Ontology annotation, molecular function: oxidoreductase activity, acting on CH-OH group of donors; flavin adenine dinucleotide binding. The transcript has 6 exons. The record is from RefSeq and is a predicted model, not a curated record. The coding region runs from base 453 to 2369 and encodes 638 amino acids. NCBI's taxonomy places the organism in Eukaryota, Metazoa, Arthropoda, Insecta, Hemiptera, Aphididae.